AAAGCGAUCAUGGGCUCUUCUUCUAGAAAUCUCUAUGCAGGAAUUGGAGAAGGUCAAUCAACUUCUAGGCCAUCACUCUUUGAUGGCACCAACUACUGUUAUUGGAAGGAACGGAUGAGAGUCUACAUUCGUUCCACCAACUUCGAAUUGUGGUUGGUGAUCAAAAAUGGCGAAGAAAUCCCUAUGAAGAAAGUGGGAGAAACCACGGUCCCAAAGACCGAAAACGAAUUUGAUGCCGAGGACAUCAAAAAGGUCGAGAAUUAUGCAAAGGCAAUAAACAUGCUUUAUUGUGCCGUAAAUCUUGAUGACUACCGCGAAAUCUCUUGCUGCUCAUCUUGAUGACUACCGCGAAAUCUUGUGGGAUAAACUUGAGGUGACGUACGAAGGAACGGACCAAGUACGUGAAGCCAAGAUCGACUUCCUCACCCAAGAGUAUGAGAUGUUUAGAAUGAAGGAGCACGAAAACAUCGACGACAUGUUCGACCGAUUCUCCAAGAUAGUCAACGAUCUUCAUACUUUGAAGAAGACCUACACCGACAAGGAUCUUGUGCGAAAGAUCCUACGGAGCUUGACAUCCGAAUGGCGAUCUAAGGCCGAUUCCAUCUAUGAGUCAAUCGGCACAUCAAACGUCACCAUCGACGGUUUAAGAGGUAAUUUAAAAACGUAUGAAUCUACUAUACUUAACCCGUAUUUGAAUGACCAGAGAAAAGGCAUAGCAUUAAAAGCCUCCAAAGAACCGAAAAUGAAUGACUCAAGCGAUGAUGAAGAAGUCAAGCUUGUCAUGAAGAAGUUUUGCAAACUUCUAAGAAAUAAAGAAAAGGUUGAGGAUGGCCCUGUGUGCUAUGGAUGUGGUGAAGCCGGGCACAUCAAGAACAAAUGCCCGAAAAACGGAAGGAACACUCGCCGUUUCAAAAAGCACAGAGCAUAUAUCUCAUGGGGUGGCGACUCCGGCGACGAGUCAACUGAUCAAGAAGAGGAGGAAGCCGCCAACCUCUGCCUCAUGGCGCAUGAAGAUCAAAUCGACGUCAUUCAAGAGGACAAGAGCAGGGCUGCCACCUCCGGGGAAUCAAAGUCCAAAUCCCGGGCGCCUACGACAUCCACCGAGGAACGCCUCUACUAUGGCGACGGAUCGUACCUCUGGUUUGAUUCCGAGGAGGAACGCACCCGUUUUCUCACCUUCUUCUGUAAACGGGUUGUGGCUCCUCCACGGAUCAUCUCGGAGCGCUACCCGGAGCUGCAGGGCUACGACGACCUCGACGCGCAGCUUCAUCAGGCCGGCCUUUGGCCUUUCGUCUCCCAGGCUCGGAAGGAGAUCAACCCGGCGCUGAUUCGGGUCUUCUACUCCAACCUCCGGCGUGAGGGAGACGUGCUCUAUUCUCUUGUCAAGAGCACGCCGAUAGAACUUUCAAUUGAGCAGCUUGGGCGCAUCGCCGGCCUCCCCUACCAAGGCGACAACGUCUCCCUCUAUGGCGGAGAGGACUGGGUGCUCAACAACGAGGGCCUUAUCCUCAACGAGCUUGGCAUCACCGAGCUCAUCCGCCAUGCCUCGGGCCGCCCCAGCAUCCACUCCGCUAACCCCGAAGGCCGUCUUCUUCUCUACAUCGUGUCCCGAAUCAUCAAGCCCCGGAAGCAUGGCCACACAAUCAUGUCCGGUGAGGACCUCAAAAUCAUCCAUGCGAUCAUGCACUCGGCCCCAAUCAAUUGGGCAAAGUUUCUCAUGAUCAACAUGACGAUUGCCGCGUCCACCGACCACGAUCCCCUCCUCCCGUACCCGUUCGUGGUGAUGGACAUCCUUGAACGGUUCAAGGUGACCACCACCGUUGGCCCACUCACAAAGGCCACGAAGAUUUGGGCGAUCAGCACCCAAACCUUCAAGAAGCGGUCGGACAACGCCGGACCUGCCACUGCCGUGCAACGGCCCCGUUCUGCUGCUGGCCCAGCCGAACCCCAGGCCCGGGCCAACCUUGCCUCCAUUGCUGACUCCCUCAAUCUGCUGCACUUCAAAGUUGAUGGGAUGGAUGGCUACCUUGAAAGACUUGACGAGGCGGUCCAACGCCAAGGGUACGCCAUGAACGCGUACUUCCAACGCGUUAACUACGUCCCCCCACCGUACCAUGGCACGUUCUUUGGGCAGGUGUACGGUGACGAGGAAGAAGACGAUGCCUCCUACGACCCGUGAAGCUCCCCGGACGAGGACGAGUUUGACAACGCCGUUGACGGUGAUGAGA
This is a messenger RNA of Cuscuta campestris, 2228 nucleotides long. Lineage: Eukaryota; Viridiplantae; Streptophyta; Magnoliopsida; Solanales; Convolvulaceae. The record is from the annotation of a GenBank genome assembly.